AUGACCAGCCAAAAUUUACCCUGCUGCUGCAUUCCACCGUCCGCCAUUUCCCUCGGCCAGAGCAGUGCUCUCCGACCCGAAUCCGCGCCGAGUGACCGUCUCACCGACUCAUUUCUAUUGCUUCCGCCAACCCUCUCCGCGAUGGGCGCCCAGAACGCAUCAGUCACACCGCGCGAUGCGCCCGCACCUGCUUUUCACGUCCACCCGAAUGGCACUGGCAUCGAUAUAAGCGGCUGGCAUAUCAGCUCCGCCCAGCUCCCGAUUGCCACCACCGCCGUCGAGGAUCGUCUGGCCGACGACUUGGGAAUCAAGCUCCCUGCCAUGCUCUUCGACCGUAGCACUCUGCGACUAGAACACGUUUCCCCGCCAUCCGCACAAGGCCAAGCAGAACGAUCGUUUCAGCUAGUCUUCAGUGCCGUGGACGCCCUUCGAAUGGUGGGAGAGGCCGAUCCAAACAUCAAGGUCAAGGCUGCUGUCAAGUGGGGUGAGAAGACCGACAGAGACGAUGUCGAAAUCACUACCAUUGACAAAGCCAGUGAUUGGACCUUUUCUACUAGGUAUCCGGGCACUGUCACUGCCUCGCAGAAUCCUAUAGAUCAACUGAGUCCAAGUUGGGAGCCCAUGUCGCAACAUCUUCACAUUUCACCAGGUCCCGGGCAAAAUUUGCAGUCCGCAUUGGUACCGAUUGAUUACGAGGUCCUGAGGAACACCGAGCUUCCCAUUCUAUUUUCGUCCGAGGUCAUUUUGUUUGAGGAUGAGCUUGAUGAUAACGGCGUCGCUUCGUACAAGGUCCGAAUCAGAGUUAUGCCCAGUUGCUUCUUCAUACUCGCACGGUUCUUCCUGCGUGUUGAUGGCGUCCUUGUUCGCAUCUUCGACACAAGGUAUUUUCACCGCUUCGGUACUGCCGCAAUUGUCCGAGAAUCAGUGAUUAGGGAGGGAAAUCUUGCUUCAAGCCUCAAAGAUACGCCUUCAUCCAUACUGAAAGACCCUGAUAUGGCUUCGCAAACGGUCCCAGCCAUGAGCACUAUCUUGGAAAACAUUCAUCUGCCGAGAUAG
Molecule: messenger RNA, 1056 nt
Organism: Chondrus crispus (carragheen)
Lineage: Eukaryota; Rhodophyta; Florideophyceae; Gigartinales; Gigartinaceae
Exons: 1
Coding region: 1-1056 (351 amino acids)
Biological process (GO): TOR signaling
Cellular component (GO): cytosol
Source: RefSeq, a predicted model, not a curated record